Eimeria tenella is the source of this 349-nucleotide messenger RNA. RefSeq lists its product as uncharacterized. The transcript has a single exon. Lineage: Eukaryota; Apicomplexa; Conoidasida; Eucoccidiorida; Eimeriidae. The record is from RefSeq and is a predicted model, not a curated record. The annotation marks the transcript as partial.
AUGGCAAAUGCAGCAGCAGCAGUGCCUGUCGGCGCUGCAGCAGCAACACAGGAUGAACAGAAACCACACCGCUCACUACGCGGCAGCAGCAGCAGCAGCAACAGCAGCAACAACAGCAACAGCAGCAGCAGCAACAGCGUCCAAGGAUACAGAGUGCAAGACCAGCGGUACGUGAACCAGCAGCUACACUACCCUGGCCCGAGCUUCCAAAGCAGCAGCAGCAGCAGCAACAACAACAAGAGCAGCAGAAGCAGCAGCAGCAGCAGCAGCUCACCUGAGCUGGCCUUUAGCUCUGCCUGCCAGACAGCAAUUUGCUGCGCCUCGCUUUCGUUAAAGAGAUGCCUAAAAG